UAAAAUAUAAUUUUCUUACAUAUGUGCAUUAAUAAUUUUGAAUUAUUUCGAUAAGUUCUAUCAAUAUAUAAAAGGAAUAUAUUUGAAAUGGGUGGCUGGCAAUUGGAAGUCUUCAAAAUGACGCUCUACAUGUCGUUUCCGGUGGCUAUGUUCCACAUCUUCAAUCAACCGGCUUACUUUGAAGAGUGGGUGACCAAAACGCGUCGUGAACUAUAUCCGCCAGAGAGUUUAGGGCAUCGUGAAGAGAUUCAAAAAGCUAUCAAAGAAGUGCAACAAAAGCGGGAUAAAGAAAUGUUGAAAGCCUUGGAAGAUAUAGAAAAGCGUGAGAAAGUAUAAGGCGCUGGAAAUAAGAGUAAAUUUUUUCAAUUUAAACUGAACUCUUAAUAUUUAUUAUAUAAGGUUAUACUUGUUUUUAUUGUUUAUGUACAUUGUUUACCUUCUGUAAGAAUUCCAUUUCAUUGGAAUAUAUGUAUGAAAUUCAAAGGGUUUAUUACAAUAAAAAACGAACUGGAGUUGAUAAUUUAACCAAACUCUUACUGUGGAAGUG
Messenger RNA from Ceratitis capitata (Mediterranean fruit fly), 547 nucleotides. Its product is annotated as protein PET100 homolog, mitochondrial. The record is from RefSeq and is a predicted model, not a curated record. The coding region runs from base 88 to 336 and encodes 82 amino acids. The transcript has a single exon. Gene Ontology annotation, biological process: mitochondrial respiratory chain complex IV assembly. NCBI's taxonomy places the organism in Eukaryota, Metazoa, Arthropoda, Insecta, Diptera, Tephritidae. Gene Ontology annotation, cellular component: mitochondrion; mitochondrial inner membrane.